CAGCAAAGUCCUAGUUUUUGAAACGCAUUUGAAACCAAAUAUCAUUAAGUGGCGAUAGAGUAGGGUACUUAAGAUUUUAAAGGAAGACAACGCUUGUACUUCCGGUGAUAAGAGGUUGUACGUUCUUAUUCAACUGUAUUGGUUCCUGGAUUUUUGUAGCGUUGCGAUGCGUCUAACGGUAUAGGCAUCCAGGCUUAGACUGUACACUACAAAAAUGGACCGCGUCAUUCUUAGACUAUACAUAGCGCUUAUUUUCCUUGUGGUAGAAACUCCAGGAGCAUCGAUUUUCGAUCAGCAGACAGGUAAAAGUCCCAUUUCAACUUUGUUAUUACAGACGUAACAAAUUCACAAGCCAUAAAAAGAUAAACCGAAAAUCAAAUUAAUUGUUACCAUUAUUGUAAUAACACUGGAUACAACUUUUGAGUUUUAAGAAAAGUGGCACUUUGUUAUUUAUUCAUUUACUCACAUGGUGUGUACAAACGACAUUCAAAUAAUAACUUGAGUAGUUUAUGCGAUUUUUGGCUAUUUACGAGCAAUCUUAUAUAAGGCGUAGCCAACGUAAGCCAUCAUAGAAUAGUAAUUAACCCUAACUUUAAUUCAUCAUUUUCACACAGACCAGAAUGCACAUUGUUUUCCCCCUUCCCCUCCCCCUCCCGCAAAAAAAUGCAUAACCAUUGUUUCCAAUUUCUCCUGGGUAUUACAGUCGUCCCAACAGGAUUCGAAGACAAUUGUUAUGCAAAACUUUGGGGGUCAACAAGGUGUAUGUGAAAAUGGUGACUUAUGCAUAUUUCGGCAUGGUGUUAGCGUUAACACACCUGAAGGGGCCCGUUUCUCAAAAGCCCCGAUAAUUAGGGGGCCCGGAAAAUACGAUAUCAAAGUUUCAGUAGUUUGCAGAUGAUAUAAUAAAACCAUCAGUUAACAACGCAAAAUGGACUGGUUUGUUAGCAAGGUCGACCAGCAUUUAUUCUUUAGACUUUGGUUUGAAUUUUUAAAUUGGGGACAGAAAAGUUACCGGGACUUUCGAGAAACGGGCCUUGUUUGUGAGGCGGCAAAAAUCCAAAAUUUUGUGGGAUGGUCGGUUAGCUUUCGCAAAUAAACUUGAUUGGUGAAUUUAAUGAUGUGGGAUAUGCGAUUUCACUGAUUAUCUUUACCCGCGAACACCUUUGCUCGAUUUUCUGCUGGUCGAACAUAUUUUCUUUCUCCCUAACAGUGAUCAAUGAUGACAGUCUGUUUAAUGAAGGUGAUAUUAUAGUCACAUGUGACGUCUUAGGGGGGACAUUGUGUCAAGAUUCUGUCCAGUGUAUUGGUACAACUAAGAGAUGCAAGAUUGAACAAGAUUGCAAUGAUCUCUCAGACGAGAAGGACUGCAGUAAGUAUAAUUGUAGCCUGAAUUUCAUCCGAUUACGUACUCCCUCAGUAACGACGUUGCUGAGAGGAAAAAACGACUCGAAGCAAUCGAAUGAAAUUCAGGCUACAAAGUUCGGUGUUUUAAAUUAAGUCAUGACCAACAAAAAUUAAUCCGUUUCUGAUAUUACGAAAAAAUAAUUAACAAGUUAAAAAGGAUAAAAACUCUUUUUGCCUUAGGUCCUCCAAAACAAAUGAGUGCGUAUCUUAAUAAUGAACAUAAAAUUCGGCUUCUGAUCCGUGACAUUGGUUUGCCACAUUGCUCGCCUUUCUUGACGGCAAUCAGCUCUUCCAGGCGACUAUGAUACCUUAGACAUUCGGCAUUUCCCAUACCGCCAGUUGUUGUACAGACCGAGGGCGUAAAUGUUCCAUGCUCAAUCUGAAUGUCGAGAACUGUCCUUGAAUACAGACACUUUCUUACCUGUUGUGGUUCUAGGUCCUUACACGAUUCAGCAUUUUGGCGACAUACCCUAACAUCAAAGACGAUACCGCUCGUUGGUGCUUCCAGAACCCACUUGCAUGGAUAUCCAAUCUCGCAUCUUGUGCUUUUAAUUAUUAGAUCCUCUACUUAGCUGUUCUCCAGAUAUCUCACUGCAUAACGUACUCAGAAGUUUCGGGCUUCCAGAUCUCGUAUCUCGUUGUGACGCUGAGUCAGUAACGAAAUCUCUACCUCCUAGACUGCAAGACACAAAAAACGCUAAAUGACGUAAACCCGACGCUAACUUGGUCAGGAAUAUUUCUUCCCGUCCCUUAGACGAGACUGAAACACAAGUACUUUCCUACGGACCUAAACACUCACUGACACCAAAACAAAUACCUACUGAGGCUAUUGUAUCCAGUGUUGAGGCUGUUCUGUCUCGACAACACGAGCUAUCCGAAUCGACCAAGGAUAACAUCAGAAGUACCUGCAGACGACGUUAUGGACCUACUCAACCUCUGUUUGACUUUGACGUACUUUCAGUACGAGAGCAAACACUACAAACAGUUACACGGUACAGCUAUGGGCUCUCCAGUUUCUGUUGUUGUAGCAGAAACUGGUAUGCAAAACAUCGAGGAAAAAGCCCUAGCUACUUAUACGCGAACUAUGCUCUUCGCUGACGACACGUUCACCGCUGUACACAAAGAGGAAAUCGACGAUUUUCACGAACACCUUAACAGACAGAACGCGGACAUACAAUUUACCCAGGAAAUCGAGGAAAAUGGUAAAAUACCUUUUCUAGACUGCUUGGUCACUCGAGACAGCAACAGACUACGAACGACAAUUUACAAAAAACCGACACAUACCAUCAGAUUACUAGACCUGCCAUCGUACCAACCGACCUCUCACAAGGCUACAACUAUAGGGACUUUGACGAGACGAGCACAACUAGUUUCCGACUCGCCUGACAGCCUACAAGACGAGACUGACGACCUAAAAAACCUUUGUAGUAAAAACAACUACAACACGGACUUUGUUAGACGGAACACUCACGGUAACACUGAUUCCAACACUCAGACCAACGACAAGAACUCUGGCCCGGUUACGACAGCGACUAUACCGUACAUCAGAGGCUCCUCUGAAACUAUCGUACGUAUGCUACAACCUUAUAAUAUACGUGUUGCACACAAACCGAUAAGCACUUUACGAUGACUACUUACUAAUGUCAAGGACAAAGACAAAGGCGGAGGACAGACAGGCAGCAGUAUACAAGAUCAAAUGCUGCGACUGCCAGGCUACUUACCUUGGUGAAACCGGCAGAAACCUUAGCAUGCAACUGACCGAACACAAACGAGCGACAAGAAAUAAUGACGUCAACAAUCACAUUGCUAAGCACCAUUUACAGACGAAACAUCAAAUCGGCUAGGACUCUGCGACACGUAUUACGUAUUUUACAGACUACUAUCACUUUAGAAAGCUGGUUUACUAACUUAGAACAAACGCCACUAAACUAGAAUUGGAGUGUCUAUCUGGAAUUUUAUUUCACAUUCUGUUAAAACUCUCAACUUAUCUAAUUUUCAUAAAAAAAUAAAUCACUACUCCUUAAUGUCCUAGACAAUAAAGAUAAUUUUUUGAAUGUUACCUAUAUAUAAAAUAGAAUAUUUUAAGAAGUUAACCCAGUGCGUUGUAUAUACCUCCAGUUGUAAUUUUAGUCUUUUUUUUUCUAAUAACAAAACCACUGUGCUUGAGUUUGUGUGUGGAGUUUUUCUUUCUGUGUGUUGUUGUAUUUCUUUUCUUUUCCUCUUUUGCUUGUGUAAUUUAAUUACGUCUUUAUUUAUAAUUUUUGCCCUGCCUAGAUUAGCGUUAUAGCUAUUUGCAGGGCAUAAAGUAUUGUAAACUUUAUGGUACAUUGUUGUUGUUAUUGUAGACAACAGUUACCGGCACUGUACAAACGACUUAUUGACGUAAUCAAGCAAAACUACGAGAGAACGACUGGACAACUGACAAUUUUGACUAACAAUAGACGGAUCGAAACGCACCAAUGAUACUACGAGUCUUCAUAGCCAAUAACAUCGCGACUUAAUUGACCAAUCAGGUCAAUAACCAGAGUUUAAUACCAUCAAGUGACGUGACACAACUUACUUUGACUCUGAAGAUGACUACCGCGCAGGUUGUCGAAACGUCAGUCACUGUCAACAACAACAGUCCUAUUCAGGACUACGCUCACCAGGACGAUCAUGCUCAACUUACUUAUGAAAUGACUCCUGGGUUCAAACCUUUCACAAUCCCAAAUUUGGUUGUGCGAAAAAUGCCCAAAUUUGGGCUAAGGGUGCUAAGAACAUCCCACCACUUCUUAAUUUCUGUUGUACAGCCAGCUCCACUGGCAUUAUCUCUAAAGCAGCAUUGCUUCACCCUGAACGUUGCUUGUAGACUCGUAAUUAAAGGCUGAAUGCUCAAUGAGUAAUUAAACCCAUAGCUAGAAGGUCGCCCUGUGUUGCUCCUUCUGCUGAAACGAUCUCUUUGCCGACAGCGAUUAAUAGCCGAGCUGGGUGUCUUUAGGUAUAUUAACAGGGUAGGCUGCGAUUAUAGGCACGAAACGCAGAUGUUAGGCAAUGCGGCUGCUCAGUUAAGUGCGUUGAAUACAUUAGAAGCGUCAAUGAGAAGUACGGCAUCAGUGUCAUCCACCUCAAAUAUAGCACGCAUAGCGUGUAUAGUUGCUGCCUCGCUACAGAUAUUUGUCCAGCACAUUGCUAGAGUGAGCCGCUUACCUCGACCACAUCCUUUUUGGCGACCAUCAUUACGCACUUUCCGCAAACUCUCCCAAUUAACUCUCCCCCUCCUAUUGGUCCGACAGCACCUUCGCCUUUAUCCAGUGGAAUUAGACGGCUAGCCACCAGAGGCUCUAUGGUCGUAGGGUCGAUAUAUUGCGUAAAUAGAAUGAUUAUUGCCUCACAUAGCCCUCAAGAUGACUUUUAAAGGUCACUUACAGGGGAGGAUUCUUCUUCAAUCUCACCAGUCAAUCUCUGAGUACACUGAUUUUGGAAACUCGUCGUCGGUCGGCCCGAAGAGUAAUGGACCUUAUUUUGUUCGUUGUGGGAUGGGAUGUUCCUGUUUCAGCUGCGCCUUGACCUCGUCUGUUAGUGCUGACACGACACCACCGGUCAUUUUAUUCAGGAAAAGCAGCGCUGAUGAGUUGAUUUCUUGAUUUGAACCUCGAGCACGAGCUUAGCAAAAAUCUUCUAUCGCGUGGUUCCGACGCCCUGAGUUUUUCGAUACGACCUUCAAUAACUCGACCUUCGCAUAGAAGCUUAUUAAUUUCACCUCGUUUCCAAAGUAUUGGGCGCUUAGGCAAAACGUCUUGGUGAUCUUUUGUCUUGGACUCCGGGCUUAGUUUUUUAGCUUUACAGCAAGGAGCACCAAGGCUGCUUUGAUUAUGUGUUGAUUAAUAAUGAUAAUGAUAACAACAAUAAUUAUUAUUAUAAUAUAAUAAUAAUAAUAAUAAUAUAAUAAUAAUAAUAAUAAUAUUAAUAAAGCGCCGAUACUAAUUUAAUAGAGGAUAUUACAUGGCCGCCCGGAGAUAAAUAUAAAGGCCAAUCAGGCCGUUUGGCUGUUCAUUCGUCAAUAACACAGUAUGCCUCGUGCCUAUUGGACAGUACGCGCUAUCACGCGCAAAAAUUCGGUCUGUAAUCAUAACCGAGUUGUACUCCACUCAGUCCUGUUACCAUUGUUAAAUUAACAGCUUAUUGGUAAUAUCCUGAACUAGUUUCAACAACAGAAGUAGCACUAGAUCUUAGCUUUAAUUUUACGCAGACCCUCAGACCUGACAUCUGAAAAAGAACUUACUUCCCAUUCUUAUUAGGCAUUUAAAAUAAGAAAUUGGUUGAGGCUCAAUCCACGAUAACAUGUCCUCUAUGUAUGAGACUGAUACGAGACUUGCCGGGUACUGAUGGUCUUUUCCAUUCAUCACCUUAAUUUCUACAGCUGAUUCUUUAUUGGGUUAUAAGACACAAAUACCAAGUGAAGAGGAUGAAUUUCAAUGUUCAGAUGUUUCCAAAUGUUUAACUCGAGAUCUUCUUUGUGAUGGUAUCCCAAACUGUAGGAAUGGGGAGAAGGAACCUUUGUCUUGCGGUGAGUGUUAAACAACAACGCUAGUUCACUUCGCGUAAUUUGCGUUAUACGCAGGCUCGAUUAUGCCCGGCUUUUAGAGAGCUAGUGUUUUGUUUGUUUGUCUGUUUUUGUUUGUUUUCUGUUUGUUUUUCACUGAGCUCAGCAAUGCCCGGCGUAGAUUGAACAAUUAAACUUUUCACAAAUAUCUUAAAUCCUUAUAGAGUUUCUGUUUCUUUUUGGCUUUUAACUGAAGCUUUUUAAUAUAGAUAAGACAUUACGGAUCGCAAAUGGAAUAGACCGUACAGAGCCAUCAAGUUGAGAUGUUUCUGCGACAAUUCACCGUUAAUUGCAAUCUUGAAGGCAUUAUGCUAUACUUUAGUGAGGAGGGAGGGGUCACAAGUGUCACUAGAUAUGAGGUUGCAAGGCUUGUUUAAGGCUUUAGUUUGCUCCGGGCAAAGUAGAUAUGGCCGUUUCUCUGUCAGGUUCUAUCACACCAACUAGCUUUGGAAUAAAAGGAACUGUAAUAAAUACUCAUCCAUUAGCUUUUUGCUUAGGUGAGUGUGCUUAGCGGUUUCAUUUGCUUGACUGCGUGCAUACGAUUCUUUUCGGGGGACACUCCUCCUACCUAGAUUUAAAAUCCAUGAUGGCUCAGUUCUGUGACGUUAAAUAGACACUCGGCUCGGUUGCCGUGGGGCUCUUUUGUUUCGAAGACGGAGCAAUAGGUUUUCUAGUAGAGAUCGGUCGUACCAUGGGUGAGAAUGUCAUUUGUAAUGUUCCUCACACUUGUGACAUCCCUCUAGGACUUGCCCUCUUGUUGGCAUACCUCAGGUCACCUCACAGCCGACUUACGCUUUGGGAAUCUUAGCUUAGGAUUCGAAGUUGCGGUAGACACCCGAUUCUUCGUAGCUGAUAGUUGGGUUUACUAUUAGCAUCUUAUAGCGUGUUCGGAGCGUGCCCUUUUCCCCGGGCAUUUGUCAUCCUGUGGGUGCCGGCAGUAGGGAAUUUGUCAGAAACCCUUUGCCCGGGGGUGGGGCAUUUGUCAGUUCUUCUAGAGCGGUUAAGGUGGCUACGACAUUAACACAGGCCCAUUGAGUCUUUUCGUUUUUAACGCGAUGACUCCGAAACGUUUUUGCAAAGAACAACAGAUAUCAAUGGGCAAUGAAAUAUUUCGAUUUCAUUGAUGGUAGAUACUUUUUGCGAAAUUAGCGCUCAAGUGGACCCUUAACUGUUCAGAGAAAAUCGCUUCCAUAUAGUAAAAAACGUUUGCUGAUAUUUUUGACUGAAAUUUCUGGUAAUGACUUUUAUUGACAAUAAAUAUGCGAGAGAAAUUUCACACAAAUCGUUGGAGCACACGUCCGUAACUAGAAAGUCGUUCAAAUUUAGCUGUGCAACUGUUUUGGGAUUUCAAAAAUAAAUUGCUGCGAGGUAGAACGAGACACCCGUUCCAAUUUUCGGGACUAUGGUAAGUCCAGUGUUUGCUAAUUCUUAAAAUUGGCAAACACUUAUUAUUUAAAAGGCUCCUUUUAGUUUUAGAAGCACUACUCCAAACCUUGGUCUGAAGUCGAAUGACUUGUUCCUCGACAUUUUGAAAUGUCCCUUAGCAGUUUUGGCUGAAACUCCUGCUACAUACAUACAUUUUGAGGUAUUGCAGUGCAUCUUCAACGGCUUUUACUGAUGUACGUUUGCUUCCAAUUCAAAAAAAGGUAUUGGUUUUGUAAGCUACCUUGUAUCAGACAUCAGAUAGAACUGUCGAGCACCUUUGUUUAAUUUUAUGACUAUGAACUGAGCUCGGGCGGCAGUUCUGCGAGGAAUUCGUAUCCUAUUGGGGGGGACGAGCGACAAUCAUAUCGAUAUUCAUGCCAGCGAACCGACUUAUAUCACAAUGCCAAUUAAUAAAAUUAUCGCGAAGUUUCGCGAAGGGUUGCGAGAUACUUAUUUCUUGUAAAACUAGAAUUGUAAUAGAGUGGUUUUUUUUUUAAUAAAACCUGACUUUUUGCAUAUAUUUUUGCAACGAAUGAUUGCAGGCCGCUGUUGAAUUUCGGUUAUGUUUUGCAGUUCUUUGCGGGAACUUCGGAAAGGUCAACUCACUUCACGGGGAAGCUUCAAACGCUACUGUGAUACUUCGUUGCAAGCCUCCAAUGGGUUCUUUACCACCGAAUAUCACGUGGUACAAAAGUUGCUGCGGCAGAAGCUUGAGUGUUGGAAGCGAGAAGAGUAUGGAGCUGAUCAGAAAGGGUGUGAGCACAAACGACUUAAGCAAUUUCCGUUGUGAUGCUGAGAACAUGACAGCGCGCCGAGAGGGACCGUUGAUAAGACUUGAAGUUCAAGGUUGGUGAUCACGUUUUAAUUCUCGUUCCUCUUUCAGUCCAGGGUUCUAUGUUUCUCAAGAGUACUAAAUUAUACUGCCUUGUACAGUAUUUACAUAAAAGUUAAAUUUCUAUCUGAUCUUUUUAAUCAAUUUCAGCGGAUUCUGAUUUUAAACCUCCAAGAUAUCAGGAAAACGACCUUAAUACCAUGCAGUAGGACAGUCCAAGGCUAGAAAUCCACAACUGAAGCCAAAAACCAAAAGUAUCUUAAUCCUAAAUACACCCAAGCAUGCAUUCUUGUGUUUCAACUUCCAUUUAAAGUUAUACUCUCCACCAGUCGGCCAAACUUUGAGUUUCCGGCACCAAACUACACUGUCGUAUAUUUAAUUCUCUGUGCUUUUUUACAGUUUUCAAAAUUUGAAAUACGAUUUGUACUUUCACUUUGUUUUUUCAACUUAAUCAAAGUCAAUUCGUGGAUCGGGUUCGAUUACGUUCGGCAAUCGAACAUUAUCGAGCUCGAAAAAAACCGCUUAAUCGAACACAAUCGAACGUUCGCAUCCCGGACUCUUGAUAGAGAGACAAGAUCACAAUGGAAACUCGAGAAAUCACUUCUUGAUCAGUUGUUCGUUCUCUAUGAUUUUGACCUUAGAAAAAAAAUUGUUAUACCAAUUCAUUUACUUUCCAUCAUGGGAGUAACUUCUUCUCAGAUAUCCAGAAUCCCACAUUAUUGUUAGCUGCUCUAUUUUUCACAUUUAUGUUACAUAAUCAUUCAGUUGUUCUUUUGCCUGUGUCCUGGGCAAUACCAAUGAAGUGACUGUGUGUUCAGCUAAUGAAGCAGACCGGGAACAGAUGACGGCUGGCAGGCCAGCAGACUAUAUUAAAGCAGAUUUUGUGCGUGCUUGUCAUUUAAAACAAGAAUGAAAUGAAGCAAGAUGACUGAGAAAGCUUAAGAAAGUUAUUUGUUCGAUAGAGUUCGGGUUUACUCGGGUUUUAUUCCCUUGUACCCCUCCUUAGACGACAAGUUAAUUAUGUCACUGUAAACUUUUGCAGCAUUGGCCCGUAAGGGUAAGAAAACAUCGCACAGUCGACGAUGUCCAGUGGGUGAAUUCCGAUGCAAGGAUUCUCCCCGAUGUAUUCCUAAAAGUAAACGCUGUGGUGGUUACAAGGACUGUAGGAAUGGAGAAGAUGAACCAACGCCGUAUGGUGAGUUUAAAAAAGGAAAUAUGCUGUAAAUAAACCAUGUCUAGUUCAUGGGGUGUAAUAGACCAGAGUUAAAUACUGCAUACUAAUGUGGAAAAUAACGUGUGUCUUGUUUGCACUUGGAUGCGACAUUCUUUUUCAUUCCUCGCGAAGCGAUGGCGAACUUCAUCCUUAGCUUGUUUGCAGGGGAAAUGAUUGAAAUGAAUGUGAUUAGAAAAAGGUUUCUUUGGCAGGCAGUUUUUCUUGGAAGAAUGGCAGCAUAGUCACUAGACAACAGUUACCGUUUACGACCUUCUAACUGAACCGUUUUGUUGGCCCCCUUUUUCGUGGUAACACGAUGAGUUUGAGGACGUGACAUUGUAUGGCAAAUGAUCCUUUCUCGGAUCUUCCUUUUUUGAGCGUUGAAGAAUUCAUAUGACCUACGAUCACAACUCUGUUUUUGGAUUCUCAAAAUUACGCACCCAGAGUGUGUAUAGUGUGGGGGUGUGUUCGACCAACUCGCUCGCUACACGACGAGGUACCAGGAAUCUGAUUUACAUCUUGGCCUUUAUUCUUCUUAAUCUUCUUACAACUUCUGCUUACUAUACUUCUGCUCUACUUCUCUUACAUCUAUAACCCGAGUUCAAGUAUAGUAGCGGUUUUUAAUAGCCAAAGCUGGGCAUGUUUGGGUUAGCUGACCGGAAGAGUUUCUAUUGUAUUUCUUAUCGCUAACACUGCAACGGGUUUGCUAUUGUCAGGGAAUAGAUUAGCCUACGCCCAGCCGCAGCUGAUAAUUAUCAAAGAACGAAGGACAGCUCUAACACCACAAACACGACCACCUGUAACAUUCCUAAUAUGGCAAUAAGUAAAUUCGCGAGCUAAGCAUAACUUCAAAUACAAGUAAAAACAAAAGGUCAAAACAGGAAAACAGUACGUGGACAAAAACAAGACUUAAUGAAACGAAAACUAAACUUAAAAGACGAGGUAAAUCCGUCUUAAAAAUAACUUUCAAAAUACUUCACAGUAAAGACUUUAUAGUAAGUAAAGACUUUAUUUUAUUAGGGUUAGCACGAAAUAGCCGGGGCUAAUAAACUUGUGGCCCUCUAAAUAAUAAAUAAUAAAAUAAUAAAUGAGUAUACUAAGCUAUGAAAAAAUACAAGAUUAAAACCAAUUAAGAAUACAGAUACUAUAGAAUCUACUAAAUUAUUUAGAAGAUAAAAUAUAGCGUUAUAAUAAUCUCACAGUUCAUCAAGUAACUUAAAUAGAAAAAUGAUCAAGAUUCUGCUGUUGUUUAAAAAAUUCAUUCCACAAUGCUUUUUUUAAAGAGUCAACUGAGUCCCUUUGCCUUACAGGCAAAGAUAAGCUGUUCCACGCUUUGCAAGUUGUUACGGUAAAAGUUCUGCCUCCUUCUGUUUCGCGAUUAUACCUCGGAGAGGUUAGGUUAAAAUUACAGUACCUGGUUUUUCUACUGUGGAUGUUACUGUAUAAUUUAAGUAGAUCGUUGAGAUAAACAGGGACGUCACCUUGUAAUCGCUUAUAAGCAAUGAUACAUUUAGAUAUGAAAGCGUCUUUAUAAAAAGGCAACCAUUUCAGCCGAUUAAACAAGGGAACUGAUGGUGCUUGAGAGGGGGGCAUUCAGGAUUACUCUAGCUGCUCGUUUUUGGAGCUUCAGGACCCGCCCAAGGCUUUCCUUAUCACAAUUAGUCCAAAGGACGCUUGCAUAAUUAAUCACUGGCCUGAUCAAAGCAUUGUAAUAAAGUAAUCUUUGUUUAAGGGGCAGAUAAUUCCCCCCUUAGAAGAAGCAUCGUCCUCGAUGCAAAAGGACGUAAUACAUAUAAAUGGCAAAUAAGGGAAAGUUCAUUUAAUAUGACAGGGGGGAUGAAGAUAUUGAAACUCGAAGCUUGAAAUUUUAGCAGCCCCCUCGCUAGCGGUGCAAUUUUUAGGAGCCCCCUCCUUGGUAGUCGAAAAAAUUUCAGAGCCCCCCUCCUCCUUCAAUUCCUUUGCUCCCCUGAAAAAAGAUCGCUAGACUGUAUUAAAUAUAUUUACCGUUAUUGUCUUCAAUGGUUUAUACUAUGACAAACUUGAGAUACAGUUGUGAUACAAUUUUCUAAAGCAUUUUUGGGAUGAACAAGAGUGUAAUAACUACUGAGACUACAUUUGUUAUAUCUGUAAACCACGUGAUAUAGCUGAGUUGCACAGAUCAUUAAAUUGUUGAGUUGAAAACCAUCCGAUCUGUAUGAUGAUGUCAUGUGUUGGUUUUGAAGUAUAUUAAUUUUCGGAGCCCCCCUCCUAGCGCAACAAUUUUUUCAGAGCCCCCCCUUCGGGUGUCUAAAAAUUUUCGGAGCCCCCCCUCAAUAUCUUCAUCCCCCCCUCCCUUGUCAUAUUAAAUGAACUUUCCCUAAGUGCGUAAAAUAUCAAAACAAAACUACCACACUACACAAUGUUAAUUAAAACAAUGUCAACAGUUCAAUGUCAAUAGUUCAGUGUUCAAUACAUUGUCCAUGAAUCUUGAGACUUGAAAACUUGAGCUAAAUAAAUUGAUGAUAGUGUUCUUGUGAAGGACUUGACUAGAGAACCACUUGAAAACGUUGAGAAUUAACAGUAUAAAUCAUCCUGUAGUAGCAUACAAGACGGUUGCUAGAAAUGCCAUUUCAACUUGAAUGUAGCGGAGAACGCAUACUUGGAAGACAAGGCUAUUUUGUUGGUAAAUGUUAUGAAACACAGCUCCAAAUGAAGCGAACUCGUCUGAUGAAGACAGGAUGUACUGACCAGUGAUAAGUAUCAACAAGAACAGUUCUGCUUAACUGUAACAAAGAAGGGGUCAAACUCGACCAAACAGAGUAGCCAAUGCCAUGCGGAGUAAUCAAAGUGUGUUUAGACUUCUUGGAGACAAACAAUCGAGUAAUGCUCAGAUCCAUUUCAGUAGUACAAAGUGACGAAAAAUCACGGACAAGCCAUCGAAGAACAACAGAAGAAUCGGUGAUUAAAUACAUGACGAAAUACAAAUGCAAGCAACUUUACAAAAUAACUAUUACAAAGCACGUAAUUUAUAUAAUUAUCUAAUUAUUUAAUUUCCGACAUCUAAGGUUAUAAUAACUAUUUUACACAUUGUCAAAUAACUCAAACAGAAUAGCCACAGAAACAAAACAUAAAUAUAGAAACUAAUAGAUCAAACGAUUUUAAAAAAGACAUUAGAUGCAAUAAUUUCACGUGCGCAUAACUUGAUAAUGAAGAGAACUAACCAACUUGUUUAAUGAAGAACUUAAUAUUAACUGUGUUUAAAAUAACAUUUCAGACACUAAUGGAAACCUAACUGAUAACAGAUGGUGAACUUCUGACUUCAAAAACUUAUCAAAUUCAUGAUAUUGUAAACAACUCACAAAAAGAUUAUAGACAGACUAGAAAAACAGAGAGAAGGCGUUCAUAAAUUCAUGGACAAGAAUUUCUUGUGGAAUACCGAACUCAAUUCAUGGGUAAGAGAAAAUCAAAGAAAUAUAAGCCAAGCAGCAAGGCAGAGUACAAAAACUAGAAUUAUUUUUGUGAUUGAAGAUAAUGAUCAAUGAGAUGUCUAUCCAAAAUAUGGUGUUCCGGUUCCCACGUUGAUUGACUCUUAGGAAAGAAGAGCCACUUGACCAAGUACUCGACCUUUCCAUUUCUCUUUCGGUGUUUUAGAAUUUUUUCUGCACUAAACACAGUUUUAUUGUCGAUAACAAUUGCUUCCGGAGAUGAUUCUUUUGCAUUUUGAAGUUGAUUCUUUGUCUUUUCUUGGCAUGAUUCUUUGUUUGACUCGUUCUCUUUUUGAGGCUGUGGUGACAGUGGCGUCUCAAUACUAACUGGAUUUAAGUCAGUGUCUUUAGGAUUCGCUUCAGCAGAACUUGGCUCAAAACAAACUUUUGGAAUAUCAGAUUCAUUUAUGUACGGCUCGGCAGGGUCAUCAAAAGGCGGAGGGUCAAUUGGUCUCAAAUUAGGAUCAACAAAUGGCUUCAUACGAUUUGCGUGACACGAAAAAGCCACUUUUUUAUUGGUGAUCGUGCGCAACUUAAAGUGAACCGGUGACAAUUUCUCAACAAUUCUAUAUGGACCCAACCAAUUAUGCAUUAACUUUUUGGAUAACCCUUUUCUAGUUCUCGGGGUAUAAACCCAAACACGUUGUCCAACUUUAAAAACAGGUUCUUUUGUCUUUUGAUCGUAAUAACCCUUCAUUUUUUGUUGUGCACGCUGUAAAUUUUCUGUCGCUAAAUUCUGAGCCAAUUCCACUUUUUCGACAACACGUUUUCGAUAGUCAAGGACCGAAGUACUCAAAUCAUCAGCCACAGGAGGCAAAUACUUAACGUCAAUUGGCAAGCGUGGCUCUCGCCGAUAAAGAACGUAAAAAGGAGAAUCCCCAAUUGCAUCUAAAACAGAAGUCCUAUGCGCAAACAAAAUAAGCGGUAUAAACUCGUCCCAAUCUUUCUGGUUUUUGGAAACGUACAUUGACAAAGACUGAUCAUGACACAAGGUAGAAUUAAACCUUUCUACAAGACCAUCGGUCUGUGGGUGAUAACUAGAAGUAUUGACCUUUUGAAUUUGAAAUAUUUUACAAACCUCUGCAACGACCUUAGACAAAAAGUUAGUUCCCCUGUCAGAGAGCAACACACGUGGUGCCCCAUGUCUAGAAAUAAUUUCAUCAAUCAAAAGACGAGCAAUAACAGUUGCUUCGACACUAGGUACUGGGAAAGCUUCGACCCAACGAGUUAAAUAAUCACUAAAAACUACAAUAUACCUAAUGCCUUUACUAGCAGGUGGAAAAGGACCUAAAACAUCAACAGCCACUCUGUCAAAUGCACCCUCGACUGGAAUCGGAAGUAAAGGUGCCUUUUUCGAAUUUCGUGGAGACUUCCUCAUUGAACACUCAACGCAAGACUUGACCCAAUGUUCUACAUCUUUAAACAUACCUUUCCACCAGUAUCUUUGCUUAAGUUUGCUAAAAGUUUUGUUCAAGCCAAAAUGAGCACCGGCAAUAUGAUCAUGUACAUUAGAGAGAAUUUCAAAGCGUAAUGCAGCUGGGAUAACAAGCUGAGAAAAAGACUCACGAGCAUUACGCCUUCGAUUAAAAUCCAUGUGGUAAAGCAAACCAUCUUGACCAAUAUAAAAAUUAUCGCUAGUGAGUAAAAUCUUGCGUGCAUCUUUAUCGUUAGUAGGUAGGAUAUCAUUCUCUAGAAAAUCAAUCAUUACAGCUAAUUCAGGAUCUCUUCUUUGCAUUUCUUGAGUGUUAGGCGUUCGAGGUUCUUCUUUCUUAAGCGAACUCAUUUCACAAGAAUCACAAGGACGUCUAGACAAACAAUCAGCAUUAACAUGGAUUCUACCAGGGCGAUGAACAAUAUUAAAGUCAUAUUGUUGCAAAAGUAAGGCCCAUCUAGCAAGACGACCAGAAGAAUCUUUAACAUUCAUUAACCAACGAAGAGAACUAUGAUCAGUAACAACAGUAAACUUAUGAUUGUGUAAAUAAGGCUGAAAUUUCUUAAUAACUUCAACUAAUGCGAGAGCUUCUCUUUCUGUGGUACUAUAAUUUUGCUCUGCCUGAUUCAAACCACGACCAUUGUAAGCAAUGACGACUUCUUUUCCAUUUUGAAUUUGUGCCAAGGUAAAACCAAUACCGGUGGAGCUAGCAUCAAUAAAUAGCAAAAAUGGUUCCCGAAAAUUAGGAUAUGCCAAAAUGGGUGCAGAAACCAAGGCACGCUUAAGCUUGUCAAAAGCCUCGGCACAAGCUACAGUCCAAACAAAAGGAACGUUCUUCUUUGUCAAAGCAUUCAAAGGGUUGGCGAUAUGUGAAAAACCUCUUACAAAACAUCUGUAAUAAUUAGCAAGGCCUAAGAAACUCCUCAAUUCCUUCAGGUUCGUGGGGGUGGGGUAUUCCUGAACCACCCUUACUUUGUCUGGGUUGGGACUAAGGCCUUCUGGCGUAACUACGUGACCAAGAUACUCUGCUCUUUGUUUAACAAAACUGCACUUCUUUGGAUUCAACUUAACAUUGGCGUCACGCAGUCUCCUAAAAACUUCCUCCAAAUGGUCUAAAUGCUCAUCUACAGACUUAGAGAAAAUGAUUAUAUCAUCGAUGUAAAUCAAUGCAAAACGGUAUUCUAAGCCUUUCAAAAUAUGACCCAUAAGUCUUUGAAAACUGGCUCCUGAAUUCACUAAUCCAAACGGCAUUGUCAGAAAUUCAUAAAGGCCAUUGUGUGUAGAGAAGGCUGUCUUCUGUUGCGAAUCCUUCUGCAUUUGUAUUUGCCAAAAACCACUUUUUAGAUCCAACACGGAAAACACGCUUGCACCAGCUAAAGAAUCUAGCGCAUCUGCAACUAAAGGCAUUGGAAAGCUAUCUACUUUAGUGACUUUAUUAACUUUACGAAAAUCAACACAAAAUCUAUAUGAACCAUCCUUCCUUUUUACCAAAACAACUGGAGAGCUCCAAGGAGAGAAAGACUCUUGAAUUAUUCCUUUUUCAAGCAUUUCGUCUACUUGACGGUCAAUCUCUUUCUUAACAUCAGGAGAUACUCUAUACGGCCUUUGCUUAAAGGCAUAGCAUCACCGGUAUCAAUGACAUGCUGUACAAGGGAUGUUCUGCCCAACUGAUCCCCAGGAAAAGCAAAAACGUUACGAUGUCAAGGAGUGCAUGAUAACUAUUUCCCUUUAUCGUUACACUUACAUUAAAAUUGUCACUCUCGAAAGGAUGGAUAGAAUCAAUUUUACUGGAUGUGGCAGGCAAAGAAACCCUGUCAGUCACAUCAGUCACAUAUGCUCCUGUCUCUGGGUUACUUGCGACAGAUAAGCCAUGAUACUCACUACAAAUAUUAUUUUUAGCCCCAACGAUAUUCACUUCCAAAUUUUCUUCAUUUUUAGACUCAGGCGCCAAGUGUUCUUCUUUUUUAAUUUCUUUUUUACGGACUUCUCGAGAUAAAUUUUCACUUGAAGACUUCUCAUAAAUGACUUCACUUUUAGGAGAAAACAUAGGUACAUUUGGCGAAUGAACAUUUUCGUUUUCAUUUGGCGAUGACCCGGCGAAUACACUAUCAAAUGUUGUUAUGACCUGAGAAAGACAUAACUCCAAACAAUAUUUUCAUUAGGGACAUCUUGAGGUUGGCAAUCUUGAGAACACUCAUGUUGACAUGUGACGGAAACUUGAGAUUUAAACAUUUUAGACUUUGGCGUAACAAUAGGCUCACAGGGAUUAGACACAACAUGGCUAAACUCUUGAACAUUCUUUUUAGUAACAUUCUCGGCCGAAUUUCCAGAGUUACUGAAAGCACAUUUAUCAGAACUAGAUCCGACGGAAGAAUGGUUAUUACUUGUAGAAUUUUCAAGCGCCCCCAUCACGGGUUCACUACCACACACGAUAGGGGCGCCAGCCAGUUUAACUGAGCGCCAAUUUUUCGCUGGUGAAAAGCAUUCUGCAUAUUUUUUCUCCGAUACAGGCCUCGAUUUCCAUUAUUUUGGACAUCUGUACUCCAAACAUUAGAUUCUUCCCCAACAGACUGUUUGACUUCCUCUUCUGAGGGGUUAGACUGUAAUUCUUCAAAAUUCUCGACUUCUUGACAAUUAUUUGAUUUACGGCUAAGAGUUACUAAUUCUUUUAGUUUUGCAAUGUUCAAUGCAGACUCUAAAUCAUUUCAGGCCUUAAACCACGUACAAAACAAUAAAGCCAUUCACUUUUAGGUAAAUUUAGACGAGAGCAGAAUGAAAGAAUAUCAUAAUAGUAAUCGGCAACAGUCUCCCCUAACAACUGACGACGCUCUUCUAAUUUUUGCCUCAACUGCCAUAGAGUUACUUUUGAUUCAAAAUGAGAAAUUAAUUUUUGUGACAAAACUUGAAAAGACUCAUUUUUAUCCGCCUCUGUUAAAGUUUUAAACCACACGCUAGCGUGUUUUUUUAGAAAAAGGGGAAGACCAAGCGCUAAUUUUUCUUCGUCCCAACCAUUUAACAAACCGGCACGUCUAUAAUUGCCAAGAAACUCACGAACAUCUUCUCUCUCGUCGCCAUAAAAUAGUGGAAACUCAACAACGGGCCUAUUCAUUACUUAAAAACGAAACUCUGGCAUUAUUUUGUUUUAAAUAUAACUCUUAUUCUACAUAUGACUUAACUUGGAAGAGAGUUCUCAGUUGCUUGCAAUGGUAAAGUUCCUAGCACUUACAGAUUUCCAGGGGCUGAUCUUGUACUUUUCUCCAAAAUAACGAGUUCGCCACCAAAAUAUCGGCUUCUCCAACAAAAUAUCGAGUUCACCACCAAAAUAACGGGUUCUCCACCAAAAUAUGUGUGGGUGUGUUCGAGCAACUCGCUCGCUACACGACGAGGUACCAGGAAUCUGAUUUACAUCUUGGCCUUUAUUCUUCUUAAUCUUCUUACAACUUCUGCUUACUCUACUUCUACUCUACUUCUCUUACAUCUAUAACCCGAGUUCAAGUAUAGUAGCGGUUUUUAAUAGCCAAAGCUGGGCAUGUUUGGGUUGGCUGACCGGAAGAGUUUCUAUUGUAUUUCUUAUCGCUAACACUGCAACGGGUUUGCUAUUGUCAGGGAAUAGAUUAGCCUACGCCCAGCCGCAGCUGAUAAUUUUCAAAGAACGAAGGUCAGCUCUAACACCACAAACACGACCACCUGUAACAUUCCUAAUAUGGCAAUAAGUAAAUUCGCGAGCUAAGCAUAACUUCAAAUACAAGUAAAAACAAAAGGUCAAAACAGGAAAACAGUACGUGGACAAAAACAAGACUUAAUGAAACGAAAACUAAACUUAAAAGACAAGGUAAAUCCGUCUUAAAAAUAACUUUCAAAAAACUUCACAACAAUAGCCUGCGCCACUGUCACGAAACUAAACUCUGGUGAAGUCUCUCUGGGAAACAGCGCCGAAAUCUUUGUUCUCGGCCCCCAGCUGUGUACCAGGAUUUGAGUACGCGACAUGAUUGUCCUGUUAGAAAAGCCAUUGUCGAUUUGCCAUUCAAGAUAAAGGGAAAUUCGAAACGCACUUCCGGUAAUUCGUUUAAUCCGUUGGGUGGCCAGAACAAGGAUAUCGCGCUGCUUCGUGUCGUUGUUUGAGUUCCUUUCCUUAUCGGAAUUUUUUCCGUUAUUUGUUUAUCUUCUCGUAUCUAUCCUAUCAGCUAAUAAAACGACCUGCCAGCCAGAUGAAUUUACCUGCAAAAAGGGCACAUGUACAAAGAUGAACUGGAAGUGCGAUAAUAAAGAGGACUGUGGGGACUACUCUGAGGAGACUGACUGCCCUCCUACAAGCUCAGAAAGUAAGGCUGUUCUGCACCUAAUAAUAGGCACAAGCAACAUGCGCAGACGCAGUAGCCCGUUAAUUACUAGCAGGACACUAUAAACGUAUAGCCUGCGUUGCAAGUUUUCCACGAGAGUUGGAUGAGAAAGUUGUAAUGAGAGCAAAAAAGGGGAGGAAGCAGAUGGUGAAAGUAAAACGCUUGUUUAGAAACCCAGCAAUUCUGAUACACACCUUUAAUAUUUCACGGUUCGUCCCAUCCGUAGGUUGACAGCUUGUCAACAUUGUAGCCGAAAAAUAGAUUACCCGAUUUUAAGAAAUUUACCUCAUCCCCUCCCCUCCCUUUCCGCUACCUUACCUUGUUCUUCCUCCUUUUCUUCGCUCUCAUUUUGCUACUUUCUCAACGAACUCGGUGAUAAACGUGGGGCAUUGUCUAUCACUAACGGCAUAGGCGCCGCGGGUCAAGAGCGCGAUCCUGCACGAAAUUGAGAAGAAUGGAGGUAAGUGAGGUUCAGAAAUACGAUUGCCGUUAUGAGAAAUUAAUAAGAGGUUUUGUGAAGAAUUCUAGGGUCAGUAUAAGAUACCCCGCCUCUAAAACUGCAAGGAUGUACACACUACCUAACUAUUGCUUUGCACUCGCCUCGGCAUUAAAGGGCACCUGAACACGGCCUUCGGUCGUAUUAGGGCCUAACGGCUGUACCGAUGAGCCCUAAUGAGGGCGAAACAGCUGUCCAAGGCUUCCACUGACGGGGUGAUAUUGCAGGUGCUCACAUGCGUAGGAAACCGGGCAUACCGCGGAGUUUAAUAGUGUGUGUUUAGCUGUGCUUCCUUGCAGUUUUGGUAUUGUCUCACCUACACUUCUCUAACCUAAAGUUAGCACUAGCACUAACUUGGCCCUUCUCCCUAAGGAAGGAGAAGGUAGGAAAUCAAAACAGGAUUAAAAUUGCGCAAGCAAUGUUGAGUUCUAUUAAAUAAGACCUGUUUCUCAACAGGCCGUUCGCUGUAUGCCUAGAUAUAUACUAAAUCCUUAAAAAAAUAAUAUGAAAGAAGAUGGCUCGAGUUUAAAACAUCCGCUUUCUUAGACAAAAGUACAGAGCUAUCUCAGGCUGCAAUAAUUGAGGCCCACGGUGCAAGAAGAGUUAAGCGUGCUGUAUAUUUGUGGGUAAACCCGCUAUGCAGUAAUUAUUUUAACAAAUCUGCAUUUAAUACGAGUUUUAGUGUUCAGCUUUUAUUCCUUAUAUUUAGAUACAACACCGUUAGGUUUUGGAUCACUGGAAAUCGACCUGAGCAACAAGUCUAGGCUGACACACAAAUCCAAGAAGAUUGUCUUAUCACCAGACUUUCUAACAGAAUCGUCCCAGAUAUACUGGUCGAACAGGAAGCGUAUAUACCAGUUAUCUCGACAUAAUGGCAACAAUGAAGCAGUAAAAUCUCGUCCUGAUGACAUCAAGUCAGUGGGGAGUCGGGCUGUUGACGGGCCGCCUAAGAAAUCAUUGUCCUGGACAGACAGCAAGGGAGUUGUAAUGGAGGUAUCCGCCGAUCUCUCUUUCACGGAAAUCUCAGAAAUAAUAGAGAAAAACGUUAAAUCCCAGAGAGCUAUUUUCCUUAGUAAUGGGUAAGUAUCAAAAGCUUGGCCUUUUCCAAUGUUUGGUACCCCUUUUUGUCUUUAGCCUUCUCUUGGUUGUGCCACUGAACUAGCUGGGAGGUCUCACUGAUCGGGGUUCAUGCGGAAAAUCUUUUUUGAUGCAAAUAUUGUAAUCACAUUUCUCCAUACUUACAGCCAUUUCAGGCUAGUUGCAUUCACCUUGGAUAAAUAAUGAAUUUGUCUACGAACUGGCUGAUCCCUACGGAAAAAAGAGCAGGGGGUGGCUAUACAAAACUUAGGUUAGUUGUUAUACUGGCCAUCACUAGCGGAAACUUGUCAUUUUUUUUUUAAAGCUUUGGUAAAAGUAAUCCACUUCUCAAUAUCGGCGCGGCACUCGGCAAACAUUACAAUGAAGGGAAAGAACUAGGUAAGUUGCUCUCCCUUUCUCUUGUUCCGUUGUAUCUUCCAGGUACACCCACCCACAUGCAGUUAUGUUGGUUUGACUACCUCAAAAGUGGGAUGAAUUUCUCUAAAGUCGGCACUAACGGUUGUCAGUUUCUACUUGUUGCUCCAAUAAAAGCACUUUGAUAGUUCUACUGUUUUAUAAUGAAGUCCGCUGUUGGAUUGUAUGUUCCUCUGCUAGACACUCCCUUUGAUCUCUGAUCCAGUACGUUAACAACAAUGUUUUUGUUAUAAUUUAGGAUACGUGGUAACUGAAGAUAUCAAAGGACUUGAUUCUUUAUUGGAAUUGGCCCGUAAGGAAAUGAGGGCAUCGCUCAGUCGACGAUGUCUAGUGGGUGAAUUUCGAUGCAAGGAUUCUCCCCGAUGUAUUCCUAAAAGUAAACGCAAGUAACUAAAUACCGGGACCCUGGAGUAAAACGAGGCCUUGGGACAAUAUUUCGAAACUGAAACAAACAUAUUCGUUUACUAGAUAGCUUGGGGAAGAAGGGAACGGGAGGAGAGGUAGGGAAGAAGUAGUUUCCUAAGCAGCUUUUCUUGUGUCAACGCGUUGUGUGACGACAGAACGGCUGCGUAGGAGACUAAAGAGGUAGAGGUAAUCAUGUCACUGUAAACUUUUGCAGCAUUGGCCCGUAAGGGUAAGAGGGCAUCGCGCAGUCGACGAUGUCCAGUGGAUGAAUUUCGAUGCAAGGAUUCUCCCCGAUGUAUUCCUAAAAGUAAACGCUGUGAUGGUUACAAGGACUGUAAGAAUGGAGAAGAUGAACCAACGUCUUGCAGUGAGUUUUAAAAGGGACUAUGCUGUAAAUAAAUAUUUUCUAGUUCAUGGGUCAGCAACGUCCGAAUCGACCAGCCGUUAAUGCCGUCCAGUGACGUCACUACUACCCGAAAACCGGGUAGUGAUUUUGAUAGAUUUAUUGUCUAAACAUUCGCAUAAUUAUGCAUAAUUAUGAGAAGUUUUAACGGAAUUCAGCGGAUCACAUCCCUAUCAUGUUUGCGUGGAGUUCAAACAUUUCGAUAAUCUUUAUCGUGAACAGCGAAAUUGCCCUCGUCUUCGAAACUGAAAUGCUAAAUUGAAAAGCGAAUGAAGAAAGAUUACGGAGAGUUGGUAGGUUUUUCGUUUAGAGCCGCUUUGUGGUUUCGGCAAUGAUUUUGUUUAUGCGAAGUUUCUGAGACCAAUGUUGUACGUAAUUCAACCUUCUAGCUAUUUUCACCGUCAAGUGUAAUGAUUCUGUUAGCUUUUCUUUCUUGUUUCCUUGUUUUCGUUUUUCGUUAAGGACCAAAUAGCUUCUUGUGUUUUUGAACCAAGUGUUGCGUGUGUGUAUUUAUUUGAUUGAGUGAUUGCGACCGAGUUUGAUUAUGGAAUUACAACCGAUUCAGAGUACUGCAUGCAGUUGAUAGUUUGAACGCUAAACAUGAAUUACGAUUGAAAAAAGUAAAACAAUUCUGUAUCAUGCCUGAUGCCAUUUCCAAACAUUUCUUGGUUUUCCAUUGAAAAUCGUGUUUAACUUUUUGCAUGAAUUAAGGCAAAGGAGUAGUGACGUCACUGGACGGCAUUAACGGCCCGUCGAUUCAGACGUUACUGAGGAAGCAAUAACGACUCGAAGUAAUCGGAUGAAAUUCAGGCUAGUUCAUGGGGUCUAAUAUACCAGAGUUAAAUAUUUAACAAUUAAUGAAUGGGGCUGAGAAUCUUAUGAAGAAUUCAUAUGAUACGAAAGCCGAAUUCAAUAAUUGUGUUAUUAUUCAUUCAAAACUAAUUCCUAGUUGAAGAACGUAGCUAAAACAUGCUUACCUCCAUGGAUGUUAAGUUCAUCUUCGAUAGUGCACGUUUAGGGUUGUUCAGCUCCGCAAAUAUUCUCCAAAUAGCAGCUGUCGCCCUUCGAGUUGUCUUCUUGCUGUUCUUGCCAUGUUUUAGCUAUUAUUUCGCCUAGUUCUUACUCUUGAAACGAGUGAAAUGUCCGCUAUUUUUGUUUUCACAACCAAGACAACUCAACCUCGUCUCUAGGUCUUCUCGGUUAACGGUGCAUUAACCUGCAAGGAGGCUGCACUUUUGACGUCAUCGGUUGAUUAAUUGCUGAUUUUCAGUGUAACGCCAUCCAAAAUAGAUCAAAAUAAAAAUCAAAACCAUUGGACAGAUAAAGUCCAGAAUCUAGGAAAUGAAAGGAGGUAAAGAUACAAACACCCUCGCCAAGAUUUGGGUCGAAGUAAUAAUUCGUAUACGAGAUAUCCGAGGAAAUGUUUUACCCAUAUUUAUAGAGCUUUGUAUAGAGAGGCCAUACUGGAGCUCAUCCGGAUGAGCUCCAACACGGCGGACGGAAACCGAAAGAAACAUCUGUUACCGAGUUGCUACAAAAGUGUGAACUCAUAAACAUUAAAGUAAUACUUUUCCUAACACCUGAACUGUUUAGAUAGCAAAAUUCUUCGAAAAAGUCACUUUUUUAGCCUAAAUGACAGCUCUUUCGGUCGUCAUGAAAAUGCUACGUCACGCAAAAGCUUAGAAAUUCAAGCGUACCUAAUACAAAACCAAGAACCCUUUUGAAGCGAAAAUUUGUUUGGAAAUUAGUUUUCAGCUGCUCUGAUACACCAUGAAAGUAAAAUCUCAGUAGUUUGAAUUUUAGUAACGUCAUGUCAAAACCAACAAUAGCAAAAUUCUUCCAAAUUUGGUCAUCAGUAACUGGUUAUGGUGAAUUAUGCGUGUGCUUUUAGCCAAUCAGAAUCGGGGAAAUAUUUUGAAUGAAUAAUAAUGCAUGAUGUGAAAAAUGACGUUUGUCUUGUUUGCACUUGGCUGCGACAAUUAUUCAAGCUUGUUGAAAGUAUAAACAUAAUACAUUUGAGUGUUUCCGCCUAGAAAAAAUGCGUUUAAAGCCCAGUUUAAAAGUGAUUAUCGAUUAUAGACUUUCGUCAGAAAUCCAAGAGGGUCGCCAAGAUGGCCGCCAUGAAUGCUACUAAAAUCCUGGGCUAAAACGAGGCUUAAUGGGACAAUAUUUCGAAAUUGAAACAAACAUUUUCGUUUACUAGACAGCUUGGGGCAUACGAACAUAUAAGUAAGAAAAAUAUAUCAUAUGGGUGCAUAGGAAGCCAACUCCGACUAGACUAAUCAUUUUUGAUCGAAAGCGUUUAGAGAGCGAUCAGGUACGCUUUAUUACCGUUUAACCGUUUUCAGAUAGAAGGGCUUUCGAAGACCCCCCUCCCCCUUCACGAAAAAGCUGGAUAACUUCAAAACCGUUUACGCUAUGACCACCAACCUUAGCAAAUUUUCUUAAAAAUUAUCUGGGAAUAUCUUUAAGUCAUCGUGACGCGUACGUCAACAUUGACGUGACGAUGGCAAACGAGUUUUGACAGCCAUGUUUUUCAAAGUUGCAUUUUUCUUUUAAAAAACGAUAAAAAAAAAUGCUUGUUUUUUAUUUUUACUUACUAUGAUAACUGUUAAUGUAAAACACGCUUUUUAGUGAAUGAUUUGAAAAAAAAAACCAUUUAUUUAAAAUGGCAAAAUGGCAGAUGCUGGGUUCAAUUUACAACAGUGUUAAUUACUCUCGAAAUUUCAGAAACUUCGGAUUUUUUGCUUUCUAAGCGUCCUUUUUUACAAAGAUCGAAUUUUCUAUCACGACUGCCUCGAUUUAUAAGGGUUUAAAAUAGAAUGAAAUGCAUUUAACUAAUUCAAAAUGGCGGAUCCAAGAUGUCGAAUGGUAAAAGUUCUUUUAUUAAUAAUAAAUGAACGCCAUAAAAACCUCACUGCUAUUAUUAAAGAUUAUGCAUUUGUUAGCCAACUUCUUGAUUUUAUCAGACACCUUACUUUUUUCACUUUACGGUGUUUUUUAGGGAAUUUGGAUUUUGCCAAUGAAUCCAACAAUAUGACGUCAUAAUGACGUUCAAUGUGUCAAUCAAAAUAUGCCUUGAUGUUGGAAAUGAUGACUAUGUUGUUAUUGUGCAAUUGUGGUACCCAUAUCAUGAGCGGUUUUGAAGUUAUAAAGGGAGGCUCUGGUCUGAAUAGGGUUAAAAUCUUAAUAGCACAUAUAGCUACUUUUGGACUAUUCAGAAUCUCUGUCCCUGCCUCUCCCUAGGCUUAUUUUCCACUAUAAUAACCCAUACUUUACGAAAAUAUGUUUCUUUUUUCUACUUCUUCACUUAAGAAGGUUCUUGUGUUUAUAUCAAUUGUAGCUGUGACCACAUAUGUCUAGAUCGGCUACUCCCGUAGGGCAAGUAUGCUUCUAUAUGCGAAGAGAGAUCUUAAGCUGAGCAAAUUGACACAAAGAGAACAACAACAACCUGGCUUCCUUGUUUUAUGCUAUCCUCGUAGCAGGCUAUGCUUGUAUCCGCACCACAGUAUUCUCGUACCGGGUGCCAUUUUAAUUAAGAUUUUUAACUCUCUAAGUUUGUUUGAAAACUCCCCACUCACGUUUCUUCCCCACAAACUAUAGUUUUAAAACGUUCAAUGGCUCAACUGGAUAGAAAGAAAAUUACGCCAGGUAAAAAUAUUUAUACUUUACAGAUACCGUUUGCCCAUUUUCGCUAAUUUAUUCAAAUUUAAGUUCUUUUUGCCAUACAAACUCUUGAUUUCCCAUACAAACUCUAACAUUACCCCUGGACCACCUUUCGUAUAUCUGCCGAUAGGAAUUUGAUGUUAAGGGUAAUUUACAAAAACAAAUUAAGGCAGAAAUUAAGACAACACUAAACCGCUUAAUUUUUGCACUUAAUUUAAACCAAAGAUUUGCACAGGACUUAUUGCUAUGUCUGCUGGGUACACCGCGAAGGUCAGCUAUCUUUAAAGAAUGAAUAUCACAUAUCUGUUUUAUUUGCGGUGUAGAUCUGGCCAUGUUAGCGUCUGGAUCACAGUCUGGAUUAUACAGAAUUGACCUACGCAACACGUCAAGAGUGACACACAUCAAAUCAAAGGAGAUCUUGUCGCUUGACUUUGGUUUGGACCUGCACCAGAUUUAUUGGUCAGACGAGAGGAGUAUCAACAAGUUGUAUUUAAAUAACGGCUCGAGCGACGAGAUAACCUUUCGUCGUGACGAUUUUAAGAUAGUUGACAGUUUGGCUGUAGACUCGCUGGCUAAUAAAGUGUACUGGGCAGAUUCCGCGCAAGAUGCAAUUUAUGUGGGGGAUCUAAGAAAUAGAAGAAAAGUAAAACUUAUAGAAGAAGACCUUUAUUUCCCGAUAGCUAUUGUUUUGAGUCAAGGGUAAGUACAAAAUUGUUUUCUUGUCUUCUGCUUGAUUGACAUUUGAAUAAACUACUGUUUAAGGUUGUGUUCACACGAGACCGUUAUAGUUUUUGAACUGACCUAAUCCCAUGCUUCUACGUAUUUCGUCUAUACUGAAAUGUCUCAUUAAUGUUUUGAUUCGUAAACUGUCGGCGUCGUCGUUCUCAUGUGGAAAGCAGUAAAUACUCAGUUGUAUUCAGAUUUGUAUGUGUUGUAGUUAAUUUUUUAUCUCAGGUAAUUUUUAUUUUUCCUUUGUUUCAGCUUCAAUAGGAUACAUUACCAUACCCAAAAACAUUAAAGAAAAAUAAAAAUUACCUGAGAUAAAAAGGUAACUACAACAUAUGCACUUACAUCUUCUUCUUCUUCUUCUUCUUCUUCUUCUUCUUCUUCUUCUUCUCAUUAUUAUUAUUAUUAUUAUUAUUAUUAUUACUAUUAUUAUUAUCAUCAUUACUUUUCAUUAUACCUUAAUAGCUACAUAUUCUGGACCGCCGAUUGCUGUCCGAGGCCGAAAAUUGAAAGAGCAAGGCUAGAUGGAACUGAUAGAAAAAUCCUUGUCAUUGAUGGUAUCCAGUCACCAAGUGGCUUGGCUAUUGACAAGCAAGACAAGAAAAUUUACUGGGCAGGGAUCGAUGCCAAUAAAUAUGGCAUUAUAGAGGUCAUCUCCCUGGACGACUUAAGUCGCACCGUUAUUUUUCAUCGUCCAGAUUAUCAACCGUUUUCUCUGGAUGUCUUUGAAGAUUAUGUGUAUUGGUCUGAUUUGCGAAAAAACGCUGUCCUGCGCAUUAAUAAAUCCAACGGAAAUGGGGAAGAGGUUAUUAUGGCUGGCUUGAAAGAACCAAAGGGAUUGAAAAUUCUUCACCAACACCAAGACGUACCAGGUAGGAUUACCAAUUCUUGCAAAAAACAAGGCACUGUCGCACACAUUGGUUCUUCUUCUCCUCAUUCUUUCUCCUCUUACUUCCCAUCAUCAUCAUCAAUAUAAUCAUUAUCGUUUUUUAUCACUAUUAUUGGUACAUACAAAAUCCUCCUUGCGUAACAAUAUAGAGAAAAUUGUGAUAGUUAUCUCUCACAGACAGAUUUAAAAACCAAGGUCUUGAAGAAAAACAACAGGAAACUCGGAGGAAACGUGUUGGCGAGGAAAGGACUGAAACACUAAGGACUUAAAGCAACGACUACGGAAGGGUCUAGUACAGUGACUGGAAGUUUUUUAAAUUUCCCGCCACCCUUCAAUUCCUUAAGUUCAAGGUACCACGACAGCGACAGUACAGUGAUCAAAACCUUUUUUUUUUUUUUUUUUUUUUUUUACAAGUUGAUGUACGUAAAAAGUUGUUGAUUUGCUAAUUAAACUUAUUGUCUGGCCGUACUACGCUUCCUGAAUACGUAGAAGAUCAUGGCGGGCCGUAGUGUCUAGUACGUUAUGUAUUAAGUGGCAACAGGAGGGCAUUAUGUAUGCGCAUGCGUCAAUAUGGGCUGUUGAAGUGCCACAGUGGCAUUUUCUGUAAAUUGUUGACGUUCAGUACCAGCAUUUGCUGGCUGUUUUCUGGAGCUUAAAGGGACUGGUUCACGAUAAUGCGCAUGUGUGAGUUCUGACAGUAGCUGAUUGUUUUUCAACCAAUCGGAAGCGAGUUAGAUGCACGCAAGUAAAUUUACAAAAUUCAAAUUAAUUGUUCGCGACGCGAGAGUAUUUCCGGGCAUUUGGUUUGAUUUUAUUUAUCCCCAUAAUUCAAUUUUAUUCUUUGCUACUCCUCAGAUAUAUGUUGCAGCCGAUAAGAAUAAGAUUUACAGCCCUGUCCUGCUUUGAAACAAACAUUUACCAACGUGUAUUUUUACGAGGUCGUACCCACGCUAACAAAACAGUCACCGAUCGGCAAACAAAAUUUGUAAACAAACAUCUUAUUACUGUUCUCUCAGUUCGCCUUAUAUAAACCCAGAAAUACCUACAAAUAGCGCCGGACCGGUGACAAAAACACACAACGUAUGAGUAUAAAGAUUAUCCUUAAUUGAGCAUAAAUUUCAAUUGCUUAUCAGCAAAUGAACAAAUUCAUUCGCGUCGCAUCGGGUCAGUGUUCCGCAAAACAAAUGUUAUCGAGUAGCACACAUAAAGAAACUAGAUUAUGAACAGAAUAUUCAGGCAAUAAUUUAUUUUAAAAACAUCAAUUCUUAAACAUAUACGAUCGUAAAGCAAAGAUACAAGGAACAUUUCAAGUGUACCAGAUCGGUGAAGAUCGCGCGGCCUGUUGCGGUAUAACUACAGGUCGGAGUCAAAAAUCAAAUCAAAGUUGAACGAACUCAUGCCUUUAACCACUUUCCAAGUGUCGUGUAUUCUUUUCGUAUGCCACACACUACUCCUAGAACCAUAUCAGAUCGAUAGGCUAAGCUUCUCUAUCUCCAGAGACUCUUGAGAACGUCCUGUUGCCGGACGGCCACGAUGCUCUUCUCAACCUCCAUGACCAAAACAUUAUUUUUUGCGUCUUUUUAAAACGUAACCAGUCAAACGACACAACCACACGUUAAUCACCACUACCGAAGUAUAACUAGACCAGCCAAAGCGACGGAUGUCCGAAUAAAACGAAGGAUUUUCAAUGAUUGUACCAGUAAUGGCGAUUUCGAAUUUAGUGUUGACCCAACAAAUUUAUUCUGAAGAGACAAACGGCGCGCAUGCGCAUUAUCGUGAACCAGUCCCUUUAAUGACGUGUAUUGGGUGCUACGUUCCACAAACAUGUUCUUUAAGGUAUCGUGGUAUUUCUACGAUGAAAGUGAGUUUAUUGUAGCCUCGCUGUCGCCCUUGAGAGGACAGUCUUUCCUUUCGUAAAAAAGUACAUCGAAGACAAGAUGGCUGCUGAAUGUUCUUACGACCUAAUAUUUCGCGCACAUUUUUUUGAGCAGGAGGAAAAGGUCAGUGUGAUAAUUUUUCGUUAAACAAUUAUCCUAGAUACUUAAUUCUUCUCAAUAGUACAACUCUAAAAUCGAACUUAAUCGUUUCAGGAAUACAGUGGUUAAUUACUUGUCCAUUCUGCCAUGAAACUGUUUUCACCCUUUCGCUGGCUUGUUUAUCUCGAAAUCUUGCCUUUCUCCCCAGAUUAAUUUAAUGAUUAAUAAAACUAAGAAUACUUCCGCGAAUGAAUGGCGCUUUGAUGAAGGCUGCGAAAAAUCGCCUUCUAUAGUAAUUUUAGCUCUCUUCUCCGGUACGUCUUCGUUGAGAAAUAAAAUACACGCACUUCAACUAUAAAUUUAAAUCAAUAUAAUGAUGCCAGUAAGAUUGUGUUUUGAAAAUAAGAAUAUUCUAUCAUUUAGUUAUACAAAGGAAAAAAAUUACAUGACUCGGUUUGAAUUCUGAUUUUUUCCAACUUAUUUUGAUGGUACACUGUUUGUUUACAUUUCAUUAUGCAAACAAAUAUAACAUUUUGGCGUUUUAAAGAAAAUCUAAACUAACUUCCCAACCCCAAAAUAGCACGAAAUGAAACGUUAUCAAUACACCUUUUAAAUACGUCCUGGCUUCUGUUGCAAAAAAAUUGCAUUUACUCCUAAAUGAUACCAUUUUGUGGAUACUAUAUUUGUUGAUAUGCUAAUUUGUGAGACAUUUCAUUCACGAAGGAUGUUGACUGAGAUCAGCUUCUCCUCUGUAUUGAACCACAUUCUUGUUUAAUACAUCAGUUUCUGCUUGAUAAUUCUUCCAUGAUGUACAACUUACAUAAGGGGUUCAUCUGGAUACAGUAAAAAGCUGUCAACGGAAACGUUAAUAAAAGACAAAUUCAUCCUUCCAUUUGUGUCAUGUUUGUUGUCGCAUUCCAGCUCAUUUGGGUCCUUUAGCAAUAGUAUUUAGUUUUUGAGGAAACAGCAUUAUAUGCACCCCUCUAACAAACUUCCUGUCUUAUGUUUAAACAGGCUUUGAAGGUGAACAACAUCGUCAGUUAGAUUUAAGGAGUGAUGACCAUUCUCUGUUUUGAAUGGAUCACUACUGUCAUCAAAUAUAAAUUAAUUACAAGAAAUCGAUUGUGGAACACAGGAGCUGUUACUCAAGAGACGCUUCAAAAUAGUAGCUUGGGAAAAAUCUCUGUAUCUUUUAGAGUUAAAGAAAAAUAAAAGUAUUGCUCGUUUUUUUCGGGGUAUGUGCGUUCGCUUUGUCUGGAACUGAGCUUAUGAAAUGCUCAAGUGAUUAUGUACUACAUAAUCACUAGCAAAUUGUUGCUGUCUCAAACUCAUUCCAUUCUUCGUUUCCUAUAGAAUAUUUUUUAUAAAUUUUUCCGCGAAAACUCUCGAAAAACUGUAAAAAACCCCAUAGAUUUCAUGUUUUUGUGGCAUAUAUAAACGCGUCUCUCCGCGAUCAGUUUAACAUGAGACAUCGCGCUAACAAAUAAACCUCGCGUGGUCAAUUUUUGUGUCGCUUUUUGUCUUAAAGCAGCUGAACAUUGCUACGAUGCAUUUCCCCCUUGAUAAGUAAAACCACGAGUUUGGAAAUCAAAUCAUAGAAAUGCAUUGCAGGAACAUGACUUUUUGGCGUUGAGUCUUGAAAGUCUUUAAAAGGUCAAGAAAACCUACUACUGAAAAAUUUACAAGUGAAAACCCGCGUAGAAAACGUCCGAUUUUUGUCAUGAAAAAGUACAGUAUCCAAAGCACCAACGAAAUGGCUUUCAAAAGGACUGUAACUUUACGCGCGAGUUUUCGAUUUCCCGCCAUCAGAUUUGAUGCGCCCACGCUAUUGUCGUUCAGCGUAUGCACGCAUGCGCAUGCAAAAUGCCCUCCUGUUUUAAGUGGCAUUUUACGCGCUUAGAGCGCAGUGUAUAUUUGAAACAGAAUCGCGAGAUAUACGCAUUUUAUCCUUUUUGGUCAUCCUUGGAAAUUUCUGAAGGCUCAUUUUUCGAUCAUGAGCCCCAAAUUACGGUGUCAAGCACGACACCCAAGUGAAAAAUACAGCCAAAUACGCAAAAUACAGUUUACAGAAAAGACGAUGAUUUCAUAAGGGAUAUCAUUUCACCAAGUGGUGUGAAAAAGACUGAUAAAACACAAGCAAUCUCUGAAUUUGCCCAUGCAUCGCCUUCUUUUUAUGAAUGUUUUUUCUUUUUUUGACAUUUCGUUGCCGUGAGGGGCGACUGCACGGCUUCAACCUCAGGAGAGUUCGCCAACAUUUGACAAAGUAAGCGAGUUGGAAUAAUCGCGAUAAAGAAUAAAAAAACGCGAAUACACCUUUAAGCGACGUUUUCGCCGCUAUAGCCGUCGACUUGAGAAUCUUCCGUAGUCUUUGCUUAUAGUCCCUACUGACUUUGAGAGACGGCCAUGAUAAGGAGAAGACAGAUUUGGUGGUGUUUUGUCCCCGAUCAUGAAACAAUAAAUUUGUAUUGACAGAAGUAAUUGUCCAUUAGACAACAUUUAUAAGAAUUCUGAGUUUUUAAGACUCGUCGCUGAGAUCGCCUUGACAAAAGUGGGUCAAACUUCUCUUCUUUUCGAGGGACCACCCUCUCGUGUCUUGUCCUCUUGUUUGCUCAUUACUCGUCCAUCCAGAAUUUUCCCGACGGCAUUCAUUUUUAAUAAUUCUUAUACCUUUUCUCUUGAUGGUGUAUUGAUUGUUUUGGAAAAAAACAUUAAUCCAAAGUGUUUUAGAGAACGAUCAAGUAUUACCGUUGAAAAUCGCAUCACAGUACUUAUGGACUUUUCUGUGCCCCUCACUCCUCCCUCUUCGUUCAUGUACUUCUAAUCAGCACUUAAACCUCACGAAAAUAUGUUCCUUUUCUCCACUUCCUACGUUUUAGGCGGUACUUGUGUUUAUAACAAUGGUGGUUGUGAUCAUGUCUGUCUAAAUCGGCUAAAUCCUAGUGGGCAAGUAUGCCUUUGCGAAGAGGGAUUUGAGCUGAGUGAAGAUGGGAAAACAUGUACAUCACGUACAUGUGAAAAAGAACUCUUUGUAAGUUUUGUUCAUAUUUUACUUAUUUCCAAGACUUUAGACAGUACAAACUUGAUGUGUGCGCAUAAUGAAAAAUUGAGACAAGGAAACUGACCACAAGAACCUGGCUUCCAUGUUCUGCAUGUUGUACGUUAUCCUCCUCGCAGGUGUGGCUCUUAUCACACCACGGCAAUCUCUUGCCUAGGGCCUUUUAUUAUACAACAUUUUUAAAACCUAAGCUUGUUCGAAAACCACCCAGAUUUCUUCCCUUUAAACCAUAGUUUAAAAGGUCCAUUGGUUCACACCCAGAACAUUACCUUUCAUUUUUGUGCGACAAGACGAUUCAAAAUGUGUCUCAGAGUCGGACAAUGCUCAAAAUAUUUCAAACUCUGACGCAAACAAAAAUUUUUUUCUCAUCGAUAUGAUUUUGUUUUCUUACUAAGGGAAACAUUACAAGACAAUUUGCUUCGUAUUCGGCAAAGGAAUCCCAGGUGGAAAGAACUUUAUAUGCAAACACCUGGCUGUUGAUUAUCAUUUUGCUGCUACUCGCGUUAGUGCUGGGAAAACGUGUUUUUAAGAAGGUCUACUCGUGGUUAAAAGCGAUACACCCUGGAGACGUACAAGGGACAAGAGCAGAGGAUCAAGAACGUACAGUUAGAACAGUGGAAGAUUUUGCCACCGACAACACAGACAUCAUGCAUGAAAGCGCAUUGCUACUGAACUAUGAUGACGAUUCACCUGAGCUGAAUCAGCAAGUCUGUACCGCUGAGACGAAAGGAGCAUGCGUACACAGAGGGGAUUUGCCUUUUAAGGUAAGACAGGCAAAAUAUUCUUUUAUCUCUAACAGGACACCUACGACAGUUAUUAACUUGGUAAAGUCCUUUCUAAUAUUAAGGUACAAUGGAUGAAAUGCAAGUUGCUUAUACAUAGAGUGAACCAUAUAAAAAAAUUCACUCAGAAAAAUAUUGAAAACGUUUGAAUUUUCUACUUUUUGAUUUGAAAGAAGGCCAACUCGGCUAAUUUCUUACAUUUCUAACGUUUCUAUUUGUCCUCAGCAUCAAAGUUCGCGAAACUUUGAUUUCAUGAUUUUAAUAUAAUUUAUGAUCAUGUGACAAAAAAAAGGAACGUUUAACUGCGGUUGUGAUCCAAACCAUGUUAAGUCCUUGUGGUUUCUUUUGAACUGUUUUUUUAUUCAAUACGGAGCGUUUUGAUGUUAAGUCGACCAAAAAUUAGUAAAAAGAAGUUCGAAUUCUACAAGAAUUCUAUAUUAGUCCAGUCCCGAAAUGGUAUUGGCUGUUUUUUUUUUUUAAUCCAUCAGCACAUAGAAUGUGAGUACAAAAAAGUCGAUAAAGUUCUCGUUCUUGGGUUUAACUGAGUAGGGGCCAAAACAUACUUACACAUUUAUUUCUUUACUUAUUCCAUCAUUUAAAUGAAUCAGCCAAUGAACACUUUGCUUAUUUCGCAGUGCGCCAAUCAAAGCUAUGACAUCAUCGGUCCAGAAAUAGCUAAAACCGUCAAAGUGCAUGUUGUAUACUAAUCUUCUGUACAGUAACUCUCUUAAAUGCUAGCUCUUAGUCAUAUAAGUGUCUUCAAAAAUUGUAUUACUUUUAAAUCAGCAAUUUGGUUCAUUUGAGGCUAUGAAGUGUACAUGAUAGCUUCCUAAAACCAUGCAUGAUGUAGUAUUUGUAUCCUUUACAACUUAUCAUACCAAUGAUUAUGUAUAUUUUUUCAGGUUCAGGGAGAUUUAGUGGUUUAUAUGAAUAUGAACACAGUGAACAUGAAUACAAUCAUCAUGAAUAUGAAUAAUACCAACAACGUGGAGCUUCAGCAAAAUGGCGGAGUGACGGUUGUAGGGGACAAAACGAACAUUAAUUACCAUCAACCUCCUCAGUAGUAAACUGUUACAUAUGCUUUUUGGUUAAGUUGAAACCAUGAAGACGGAUUUUGCUUACGGGUUUUUUUGUACUACUUUCAAUUGCAACACCGACGUUAGUUUUGUGUUAUAUUCUACACAGCGCUGGACCAUACCGUUAAAGGCUUCGUUUAGACUAGGUAUCCUCUCAUCCGGGACCUUAUUACUCAGAUACCCAAGUACUCAACAAAGUUCACAGUGGCACGGGAAGCUGGAUCACUGGAUAUUUCUCUACCGUUAGCCACACCUUUCGCCUCUGUAUGAGCUUCUCAGAUGUAAAAUGAUUUUGUACUAUAGCAGCAUUUUUUUUUUUUUUUGCAUUUUUCUCAACUACAGUAGAAGUUCGAGGUAGCGAGGUUUCGAGUUAGCAGGGUCGAUUGCCAAAUUCAACUUGCCACAUUAAAAAUUGAUAGUUACUGAUUUUUCAGUGUAUAUUGCAGUGCGAAUUUCACUUAUUUAAUCAGAAACGUUAACAUUAUUAGACAUUUCUAUGAGAAAAACGUGAUCUGUUCGUUGCACCAAUUAAGAUCAAAUUGAGGUAGUUUUGGCCAGUGUUAGUUUUAAUGUUUUUACAGUUUAUAAUUAUAAAAGAAGAGUUCAUUGGAUGGCAUCGGAGUGGAGUUAAAAGAACUAUAAUUAUUCGAGUUAUCGGGGUAAAUUUCAGUGAAUUUUUGAUCAAGGGAAACAGGGGAAAUUAAAUUUAGUUCGAGUUAGUGGGGAAUUCGAGUUAUCCCAGUUCGAGUUAUCGGGGUUCUACAGUAUGUACGAAUGGAGUCAGACCAAGAAAGCUUCACCAAUGGACUCGUAGCUAGUGUGAAAGUUACUGUAGGAUCAAUGCAAAUAGGAUGCAGGCUGUGAAUAUUAAAUGAUUUUAACGAUGUAUAGCGGAAAAGAUGCUCUAAAGAUUCAGAAGAUUCUUAAGUGACAGAAGCCCUAGAGCGCCAAUUGACCAGUGUGGCCCAGGUUAAGCGUCGCAUCACGUGCCGAAUUUAAUGCUAUUGCGAAAAAUCUGUCCGGCGUUCUCGGUCAUUAGCAUUAGAUUCGGUGCAUCUGAAAUGCGACAUUUGAACCAAGCCUCACACAGAAGGUAGCUAAAAUCCGUCGUGCUUUAAGCAACGCAAGUUUUUCCACAGGCUGAUCGUUGUUGUAAUUGUGCGUUAAAGUACUGUUGUGCGCUUUUACUUAGUAUCAUCGGUAACGUAAAUCGAAGCUGUUAUAUAUCUAGAACUGGUUUAGGUUUUUUUUAUUUAACCGUACUUUAUAAUACAAUAACGUAUUUCAGAGUGACAGGCUGAUAGCAGGAGCCCAUAACCCGGAGUGAGAAACUGUCAUGUACUCAGGACACGGCGUUUUCACCGAAAUUUGUUUAUUUUAACAACCGUGUUCCCAGGGUUCUCUCCCCAUGGAGCGAGAGAAAUUAAACCCGUAGGAACAGGUAGGAGAGAACCCUGAGAACAAGUUGUUCUUUUUAAAAUUCCCACUACUCAAUUAGCAAAUCCAACAACCCCCAAAAUUAUAUUUUUGACCUUUUAAAUGACGAGUGUUUGUUUCUCCUUUUUGAUAUUUAAUAC
Porites lobata is the source of this 35255-nucleotide messenger RNA. The record is from the annotation of a GenBank genome assembly. Lineage: Eukaryota; Metazoa; Cnidaria; Anthozoa; Scleractinia; Poritidae.